AUGGGUGACCCCGCUGACACUUGGCCAUCGGGUAAAGAACACUACCAGAUUGAGGGAAGCAUCGGAGUCGGUGCAACGGCUACUGUGUAUAAAGCCUUUUGUGUCCCUCGAAACGAAAAAUGCGCCAUCAAGUGCAUAAAUUUGGAAAAAUGUCAAACUUCGGUAGAUGAAUUAAGCCACGAGAUUCAGGCGAUGUCGCAGUGUGCUCAUCCAAAUGUGGUCAAUUAUUAUGCUUCGUUCGUUGUUGGAGAGGAGCUUUGGGUUAUUAUGCGCCUUCUCUCGUGUGGAUCGAUGCUUGAUAUUCUGAAAAGAAAAAUAAAGGCUAUGGGAAAAGAACAAGCAAUGUACGGCGUUGUGGAUGAGGUGUCUAUUGCGACGAUAUUGCGGGAAGUUUUAAAAGGGCUUGAGUACUUCCAUUCAACGGGACAAAUCCAUCGUGAUAUAAAGGCUGGUAACAUCUUAAUCGCGGACGAUGGAACUGUUCAAAUUGCUGAUUUUGGAGUUUCUGGAUGGCUUGCCGCGUCAGGAGGCGAUUUGAGUCGACAGAGAGUCCGACACACUUUCGUUGGAACGCCCUGCUGGAUGGCACCCGAGGUGAUGGAACAGGUUCAAGGAUACGACUACAAGGCUGAUAUUUGGAGUCUUGGGAUAUUGGCGAUUGAGCUGGCAACUGGAACGGCACCCUACCACAAAUACCCACCAAUGAAGGUGUUGAUGCUCACCCUACAAAAUGACCCUCCAAAUUUGGAAACGAACACUGAAAAGAAGGACCAAUACAAAGCAUAUGGGAAGAGUUUUCGAAAUUUGAUCAAGGAUUGCCUUCAGAAAGAUCCAACUAAACGCCCAACAGCUUCCGAAUUAUUGAAGUACUCAUUCUUCAAGAAAGCCAAGGAUAAAAAAUAUCUCGCGCAUGCGUUGAUCGAAAACCUUGCCGCUUUCCCCGUUGCCAACACCUCCAGCUCAUCCAAAAAGGUAGCAUCGGGUAAACUAAAGAAAAAUCCACAAGGUGAAUGGGAAUUUGAAUAUGACAGCAGUGACAGUGAUGAGGAAGAGGAGGGUAAAUCGCAAGAGACAGUAAAACAAGAGCCUAUCGGUGAUGGAGCCGAGGGUCCGACGCUAAAUUUGGUUCUCCGCGUGAGAAAUCAACAACGUGAGUUAAACGACAUCAAAUUUGAUUACACACCGCAAUGUGAUACGGUUGAUGGAAUAGCACACGAAUUGGUGACAGCUGAGUUGAUUGACUGUCAUGAUCUUGUCAUUGUGGCUGCGAAUCUAAGAAAACUAAUUGAGUUAGCUGAGAAGAAAUCCGACAAACGGGGUGUGACUUUUGCUCUCAAUUCUGGUGUUGCUCCCAACGAGAUUCCCGAUGAACGAACGUUGACCGGAUUCGCUCAAAUCUCCCUAAUCGAU
Messenger RNA from Mesorhabditis belari, 1410 nucleotides. NCBI's taxonomy places the organism in Eukaryota, Metazoa, Nematoda, Chromadorea, Rhabditida, Rhabditidae. The record is from the annotation of a GenBank genome assembly.